UCAAUCUUUUAAUUAUAAGUAUGGUUAUUGUAGAUUUAGAAUUCAUUUUUAUGGAAGAGCAAAAAAUUUCUCUCCCAAAUUAAACCUUUGUUAGAUCAGUAAUCUACCAAAAAAAAGGCCAAUUCUAAGCAGGGAAGCCAGGAAUAACACAUGCUUUAACUCUAGUUAACAUGUGGAGGGAAAAUAUUUGUCAGCCAAAUCACUAGGUGAAGGAGCUGAUGUGAUAAUUGAAGAACUUUGAUGCUUCCAAAGACAGUAAAUUAAAGAUCUAAGCUGCCAAGAUCAACAGUCGAAUUUGAAGUUUUGUGAAUUGCCCAAAGUGUUCCUAAAAUAUUGGGCUUGAAACUUAUAAGACGACACUUAUUUACCAGUAAAUCUGAAUCAGUCCAUUCAGCAUGCAAUUAUGACUUCAAUUGCUGAAUCUAUUCACCCAUACGUGGCCAACACUGAAACUGCCCAUGAAGCAUGGAUUGUGUUGGAAAGACUCUAUGCAAAUAAUUCUCAAACUAGAAUUGUGGCACUCAAGGAGCGAUUGUCGAAUCUCAAGUGUGAAGGUAAAGCAAUCACCAAUUAUUUGCGCACGGCCAAAGAGCUUAUUGAUCGUAUUAGCCUUGCAGAGAAAAUACCUCUUUCUAAUUCAACACUACAAGUUCACUUUUUGAAUGGUCUAGGAUCAGAGUAUCGAGAGUUCAAGGCCUUUAUACGGGCUCGAGAUGGACCACCACUGUCUUUUGAAAAUUUGCAAGACAGAUUGCUAGCUUAUGAAGAGUCUCUACAACGAGAAGACUCUCGCCAAGAAUUGCAAGCUCCACUCACGGCACAAUUUGUUGGUGCUAAUUCCAAGUUUAGUGGGGCAGUCGUGCUAAAGGUGGUCGCCGAAAUUGAACCAACAGGAUCGCACCACGGAAGUGACGCUUCUUUGAAGGCACAAUCAUCAUGGCGUGUACCGCUUAGCCGUCCAAGGUUAUUUUACCCAAGAUAUGUUGUCUUUAACGAGCAUGAUUUUUUCUACAAAAGAUCUCACACUCUUGCUUUGGAUGGUGGCACUCAAUCCUAUGAUAGUCUGUCCAAAUUAGUUAUCUCUCCAUCAGGUACGAUUAGCCCUCAAGCAUGCUCUCAUGGUGCGGCCCAUCCACAUGACAAUCAGGGUACUUGGGAACUUGUUCCUCGCACUAAUAUUAAGAAUGUCAUUAGCUGCAAGUGGGUGUUCCGUGUCAAAAGAAAUAAGGCAGGGGGUAUUGAAAGGUACAAAGCACAUCUUGUGGCUAAAGGAUUUCACCAACGACCUGGGUCAGAUUACUUUAAUACCUUUAGUCCGAUGAUCAAACCCACAACUAUACGCAUCGUACUUUCAUUAGCUGUCAAUAAAAAUUGGCAUGGUCGUCAGGUACAUGUUAAUAAUGCAUUUUUGCAUGGGAAGUUGGAAGAGGAAUUGUUUAUGGAGCAACCACUAGCUCAAUACAUUCGUGAGCUUUUGGUCAAGUUUGGCAUGAGUGAUGCUAAGCCCGUGCAAUCUCCCAUGGCAACUGUAUCUUUGCACUUACAUCAAGGUAAUCAGCUCUCUGAUGCUCAGCCAUAUCGUCAACUCGUUGGUUCUUUGCAAUAUCUUGGUAUCACUCGGCCGGAUAUCUCCUUUGUUGUUAACAAGCUAUCUCAAAUUCUUCAUGCUCCACAUCUGAGUAGCAAUCCGAUGCUGCAUACUAGGAUGAAGCAUAUCGCAAUUGAUCUCCAUUUUGUCAGAGAACUAGUUGAUCACAAGGUUCUUCGAAUGAGCCAUAUCUCCACUCUUGACCAAUUAGCUGAUGGCCUCACCAAACCACUUUCCACACAUCAUUUUGCUCAACUCCAACACAAGAUUGGAGUCACCGAUGGGAGCUCCAUCUUGAGGGGGCAUAUUAAGGAAACAACCAGUGAUUGAGCUAGAUUGAUUCUAUUCAACAGUGCAUCUGUGUUUGAUCUUUCAUUUAAUAUUUUAUCUCUGAUUUGGUUUAUAUUCUAGAAUAAUGAUUAGGAUAGUUAUCUUGUAUUUACUGAUUUAGUUUCCAUUCUUCUUGAAUUGUAAUACUUGUAUAUAUUUCUAUGAAAUCAAUACAGAAACAAUCGUUCC
Rubroshorea leprosula is the source of this 2107-nucleotide messenger RNA. NCBI's taxonomy places the organism in Eukaryota, Viridiplantae, Streptophyta, Magnoliopsida, Malvales, Dipterocarpaceae. The record is from the annotation of a GenBank genome assembly.